This is a messenger RNA of Amphimedon queenslandica, 632 nucleotides long. Its product is annotated as transmembrane protein 138-like. NCBI's taxonomy places the organism in Eukaryota, Metazoa, Porifera, Demospongiae, Haplosclerida, Niphatidae. The coding region runs from base 36 to 542 and encodes 168 amino acids. The record is from RefSeq and is a predicted model, not a curated record. Gene Ontology annotation, cellular component: cilium. The transcript has a single exon.
GGGUGUGUUCCAAUUAGAAUAGGCGUGGCUUUAAAAUGGCGUAUUCUAAUCCCAAAUAUUGUUGCCUCUUUGUUAUACAAUUACUUCUGUUAGGAAUGGAUCUCUGUCUUAAUUCUCUAUCCCUACUACUCUCCUCUUUCUCUCCAGUCAUUCUAUCAGUAGUAUACGCCUUACAAGACUUCUUUCUCGUACUAUCAUUCAUUCUAACGUUCUUAAUAUUCUUCAACACUUUUACAUUCACCAGUGGACUCAUUACUAUCCUCCUUAAGAAAUUCUCGUGGUCACUCUGCACUGGUGUAGCCUAUCUCCUCGUUACGAUAGCAUACCAAAUAUGGUCGUUAAAUAAUCGUUGGAAUAAUCACUGGGUGUGGUCAGGAGGGCUCCAAUUCAUGUAUGUCCUUCAUAAAAUGGUCGCCUUGUUUUAUUAUUACAUUUACAAGAGAGGUCUUUAUCGUCUCUCGGAUCCUAAACUCUACCUCCCCAACUCGAGUUGGGUCUCUGAUAGGAUUAGUACUCGUGUGACAGUUGCUGCCAUCACAUGAAAGUCACAUGAUAGGAGGACACUAAUACUGGGCAUACAUCACUUACUGUUUUAUCAUUUUUAAUAAUAAAAUAAUAAUAAUAAAUAUAAA